UGAUGGGAGGUGGGGUAGGAAGGAACUCACUGGCUGGGUCUGAAUGUGAGGCCUGUGGCUACAAAUGAAUAUAUUGUCAGAUCAUGAGUGUCUGUGGCACCCCUGGUCUGCAAAAUGGCAGAUCAGGGCUCGUAUGUAAGAACUGAAGACCAUGUGGCCAUGGCAGGGUGACUUAGCUAGCUAGGUUGCUCUGCAACUCUGGCUUCUCUACUGUUUAGACCUUGGAAUGUUUGUCACCUAUGCUCUAACAGUGUGCCAGGUAUAGAUGGUGGAGUCCACCUUCACAGAUGUCAGAGUGCUGAGGUUUUCUGUCCCAGCCUGGUCCUCAACUGAGUGGCCACCAAUUUAGUAACCUCCUUUUGUCUAUAGGUUCCAUUUCCUUGGCUGAGCCUUACCCUCCUUAUAAAAGCACACUGAACUUUGCAAGCUAUAUAAAGGCCCAGUCUGUAAUUAUUUGAUGGUAGUUGCUUAGAUGGUGGCACUCGGAUGGUGCCACCCGGGGAGUUAAUCCAAGAAGGGGCAGUUUGUGAGGAGCCCAUGGCACCCUGGAUGUCUGUGUUCACUGUGUCUGUGCCUAUGCAGUGGGCCUGGGGUUCGCGUGUGGAAACACUCAAGUCUGAGAUUUCCUGUGAGUGUGGGGCCAGGGGAGUAUCUACAGGGCUUGGUCUUCUUGGUGACAAUUCGCUCCCUUCAGCAUUAGCUGCCCCAGCCUCCCUCCGCCCCCACAGACCCCGCCCGCUGGACCCAGACAGCGUGGAGGAUGAGUUUGAACUGUCCACCGUGUGUCACCGGCCUGAGGGUCUGGAGCAGCUGCAGGAACAAACCAAAUUCACACGCAAAGAGUUGCAGGUCCUGUACCGAGGCUUCAAGAACGAAUGCCCCAGUGGAAUUGUCAAUGAGGAGAACUUCAAGCAGAUAUACUCGCAGUUCUUUCCCCAAGGAGACUCCAGCACCUAUGCUACGUUUCUCUUCAAUGCCUUUGACACCAACCAUGAUGGCUCUGUCAGCUUUGAGGACUUUGUGUUUGGUUUGUCGGUGAUUCUUCGGGGAACCAUAGAUGACAGGCUGAACUGGGCCUUCAACUUAUAUGACCUCAACAAGGACGGCUGCAUCACCAAGGAGGAAAUGCUGGACAUCAUGAAGUCCAUCUAUGACAUGAUGGGCAAGCACACAUACCCUGCCCUCCGGGAAGAGGCCCCGAGAGAGCAUGUGGAGAGCUUCUUCCAGAAGAUGGACAGAAACAAGGAUGGCGUGGUGACCAUUGAGGAAUUCAUUGAGUCUUGUCAAAAGGACGAGAACAUCAUGAGGUCCAUGCAACUCUUUGAUAAUGUCAUCUAGACCCCCAGGGACAGGGGUUAGUGCAUCCUGGGGGUGACCGUACUCUAGUCCUAGUUCAGGUGAACCUAACCCUUCUCUCCCCGGGUCUGUCCUCAUCCUACCUGUACCCUGGGGGCUGUAGGGAUUCCAGGUCCUGGGGCUUCAGUAGUCCAGAUCCCUGAGCUAAGUGGCAAGAGUGGGCAAAGCGUAUCUAGAUGGGAGGGAGGGCUCCCAACUCCCCACAGCUCUCAUCCCCUUCUCGCCUGGUACCCACCGCUGAGGACGCCCCUAGUGUAGGGACUGAGUGGUUCCUCCCCUCCCAACCCCACUCUAGAAACCACAUUAGGCAGAAUGUCUCCUGCUAUGGUGCUUUCCCCACCCCUGAUCUCAUAGACUUACAUGCUCUGUCCAUGUCCCUGGCUGGCUUUUCAGCCUAGCCUUUGAGGGCCCUGUAGGAGGGGACAAGACAGUAGAGAAAUGAUGGCCUUGAGCCAGUGGUCAGGUCCCAGAAAUUGGUUGGAGUGGAAAACAGAAAGCCUGGGCAGAAUAUGAGAGAGAGCCCAGGCAAGGCUGUCACUGCCAGGUUCUACGGGUCUGCUGUCCCGGGCCAGCGGAAUAUGAGUUCCCUGACUUCCCAGAAGGCCUUAUGUCCUUAGCGAUGUCCCAGAAAUUUACCAUACACUUCUCAGUGUCUUAGGAGAGCCUGGGUUCCAGAUAGCUGGUUCAUCCCGGGAUCUCUUCAUCCUUCUUGUACGGUGGGAGUGGUGGCCAGGGGAAGAUGAGUGGAAGGUGUCCUGGGUGAUACCUUUCAAAGUCCCAUCCUGCCCUCCUGCCUGUCACCUGUUUUGAUGGCUUCAGUUUCAAUUCUCCAUGGCCUCUAGAUUUAGAGGCCCAGAGUGAGGCAGGGAUUUUCCGGAACUCCUCCUAGUUCUGCCUUAGGGGAUGGGAGGGCAAAGGCAGGCACUACAUCUGAACCCAGUAUGGGUCAUUCAUUGGAAUCCUUGCCCAACCUCCACAAUGCCCCAGGAUGUCCUGGGUUCCCCCUUCCUCCAUGUAGUCUACCCAGAGAUGACCCUGAGCUUACCUAGAGGGCAGGGACCGUAGGACCCAGCCAUGCUGCUGCCCCUCUUAAUAUACCUGCUUGUCUCAUUCAGCUCACCUUCCCAGUCAGUUGGGGUGUGGGGGGAAGGCUUCCCAGACCAUCAGACAUUGUUGACUGCUUUGCAUUUUGGGCUCUUCUACAUAUUUUGUAAAAUAAGACACCAGAUCCAAUAAAACACAAUGGCUAUGCACA
Molecule: messenger RNA, 2611 nt
Organism: Cricetulus griseus (Chinese hamster)
Lineage: Eukaryota; Metazoa; Chordata; Mammalia; Rodentia; Cricetidae
Source: RefSeq, a predicted model, not a curated record